GAUUGGGCAGCGACCAGAUAGCGUAACACCCUCUCCUCCUCCUCCUCCUCCUCUCUGUGGAGAAUUGCGUUAAAACGAAAAGGUAAAGGCCUGAGCUUCACCAACAUCACAGGAUUAUUAUUAUUUUUUUUAUUAUUUUUGUACCCCCCUCUUCCUCCUCCUCCUCCUCCUGUAGAUUAAACGAGGAAGCAUUGCUGGCUGGUGUAUGUGUUUAGAAUGGGACACGCUGAAGGUCCAGUCAAAGAAAAAGACAGUUAAGGAUGCAGGAGCCCAACAAUGGAUUUCUCCUUCUCUUUCAUGCAAGGGAUCAUGGGAAAUACAAUUCAGCAACCCCCUCAGCUCAUUGACUCCGCCAACAUCAGACAGGAAGGCACCUGCGACACCGGCAGUGACCCGGGUGAGGAUGGUGGUCCCUCCUACGAUGCAGCCCUGGAUGCGGAGUUUUCGUACCCGCCAACGGCUUCGGAGGACAUGCCUCAGGUCCCCAAUGGCUACCCGCCGGGUUUGGGAAUAUACGAGCCACAGGCUAAGUUCUCCGUGUACUCGCAGUUCCCCAAUGGCUCUGCUAAUGGCUAUGGAGCCAUACGGAGCUACGGGGACCACGGCCUCAUGUCGAUGGAGGGGACGGUCCUGAGAGGUCCUGGUAUCCCGGAAAGACCUCUGUCUCCUGUGUCGCCUCCACUGCCCACACAUCACCCACACCUCCACCACCAUCAUCAUCACCCUCACCCUCACCACCACCACCACCACCAUCAUUCACACCACAUCCAUACAAAUCCACCUCACAUACAAACUCACUCACACCCACAGAGUCCUCCACUGCCACCCCUGCCCUCCCAGCAUCAUCUACCCCAGACACCUCACAUCAUGACCCACAACCUGCCCCCUCCUCCCCCAUUACACCUGCCUUCAUCCAGUCCUCCUCCCUCGCUUGUGGACAACACCCCCUCAUCUCAACCUACGCACGCCCCAUGUAACACUUCUGGCGGGGUGCUGAAGAAAACCAGCUCUCCGGAGAUUAAGCUGAAGAUCAUAAAGACGUAUCAGAAUGGAAAAGAGUUGUUUGAAUCUGCGCUGUGUGGAGACCUGCUGCAAGAACUACAGAAAGAGUCUCAGAAGAACGAGGCCGUUCAGGCGCAGCGCAGACAUGAGAGGAAGAAGGAGAAGAGGAAAAAGAGCGCAAGACUGCUGCUGCAAGCCCAGGAACAGAGCUUGGACCAGAGCCAAACACAGCCAGGUACCACGGGCCAGACAGAGGACACCCACGUCCAGCCCCCGCCGAAAGAAGCACCGCCGGCCCAGACAGAGAAGCCUCCGAAGACCGUUAUCAAAACUGAACCAAAGACGCCGAAGGUUCCUAAGGUCCAUCAUCCAUCAGUCAUCCAGGAGACGGGCUUCUGUAAGGAGUUUGUAAUAGGAGAUCUGGUGUGGUCCAAGGUGGGUACCUACCCCUGGUGGCCCUGCAUGGUGUCUUCAGACCCACAGAUGAAGGUCCACACUCGCAUCAACACCAGAGGUCACAGGGAAUAUCACGUCCAGUUCUUUGGCAGUGUCGCAGAGCGAGCGUGGAUCCAUGAGAAGAGGAUAGUCAUGUACCAGGGGAAGCAACAGUUUGAUGAGCUUCAGGCUGAGACACUUCGCAAAACCACGAACCCUGUAGAGAGACACAAACUAAUGAAGCCUAUCCCUCAGCGGGAGCGUACUCAGUGGGAGGUGGGUGUCGGUCAUGCUGAGGAUGCUUUCCUGAUGACAAGACAGGAGCGAAUUGACAACUACACCUUCAUCUAUGUGGACCCAGACCCUAAUGAAGCCCCGCCCAGCAAGAAACCCAACAUCAGACCUGAGAAACGAAACCGGCGCUCAAGCAGCUCAAUCAGUAAGAAGGAGGACAGAGGCGUGAAGUCACCAGAUAGGGAGCAGCCUCCGCGACGGCAGCUGCCACGGAGACAGUGUAGUGUUUCAAACACAGAUGACAAUGCAAACUCCCAGGCCUCAAGUGAAGAUAAGAACCAGAGGGGGGACCAACGUAAGACAAGCUCGCCGAAACAGAACGCCGGCUGUGAUGCACGAGUGCAGCAGGAUUCUCCGCCUCCAGUCAAGACUUGGAAAACAGCAGCUGCCAGGAAGCUGCUGCCUCUUUCUAUCACCAUGAAGAGGCUGAAUGUGGAGAUCACAAAGUGUGACUGGCCUCUUCUCCAGAAAAACGUACCUCUCUCCCCAAAGAAGGACAAAGAAGAAGAGAAGGAGGAGAGGGUGGAGAGAGAAGGCAGGCAACCCGACCUGGGAUACUGCUCACCAGAGCAGGACAGCAGAGCUAAACCUGAGCCCAGUCCAGAGGAGGAGGAAGAUGGGGAUGAAGGAGAGGACGAGGCAGAGGAGAGGAGAGACUCCCCCGCGAGUCGGAGGAGCGAAGAGGGAGGAAUGCAGCAGACUUCAUCUCCAGGAUCACACCACAGCAGUCCACAGGGUUCUCAAGAGAGGAAGCUUCAGCGGCGGUGUGUCAGAAGCAGGUCUGAAUCAGAGAGAGGCAAUGAGCUCGUCCCUAAGAAGAAAACCAAAAAAGAACAGGCUGAGAUGGCUCCAGAGACCACCCUCAGGACGGGUUCGCAGAAAGGAGCCAGUGAGAUCUAGGAUGCAUGCAAGCCCCUGAAGAAGCGGAGCAGAGCAUCCACAGAUGUUGAGAUGGCUUCAUCUCAGUAUAGAGACACAUCUGAUUCAGACUCCAGAGGCCUCAACGACCCGCAGGGUUUAUUUGGGAAGAGCCUCGAUAGUCCAGCAGCAGCAGAUGCAGACGCUUCAGAUACUCAGUCUGUGGACUCCGGCUUGUCUCGUCAGGACAGCAGCACCAGCAAGAGGGACACAGUUUGUCAGAUCUGUGAGGUUUAUGGCGAGGGUUUGGUGGUGUGUGAAGGUGACUGCAACAGGCAGUUUCACCUCGAGUGUCUCGGUCUGUCAUCCCCACCUGAAGGAAGAUUUACCUGCGUGGAAUGUCGAACAGGCAGCCACCCUUGUUUUAGCUGUAAAUCAGUGGGCCGGGAGGUGACGCGCUGCUCUGUGUCUGGAUGUGGUUGUUACUAUCACGAGGACUGUGUCCGUAAGCUCCCGGGAGCCACGAGCAGUCCAGGCGGAGGUUUCAGCUGCCCUCAGCACAGUUGCUCAACCUGCUGCCUGGAGAGAGACCUGCAACGAGCCAGUAAAGGUCGUCUGAUUCGUUGUAUCCGCUGUCCGUUGGCCUAUCACACCGGCGACAGCUGCGUGGCGGCAGGCAGCGUCAUCCUUACCCACCACAUCAUGAUCUGCAGCAACCAUGGCAGCGCCAAGAAGAACGGCCUCCUCACCUCCCCCGUCAACGUGGGAUGGUGCUUCCUGUGUGCCCGAGGGCUGUUAGUGCAAGACCUUACUGACACCAUAUUAAGUUCAUAUGCCUAUAAGUCCCACUACCUUCUGACUGAGUCAAAUCGUGCUGAGUUGAAAUUACCUAUGAUUCCCUCUCCUUCGUCAGCUACCAAAAAGAAUGUUGGGAAAGGAGGCAAGUUGCUGUGCUGCGACUCAUGCCCAGCUUCCUUCCACCCGGAGUGUCUGGAGAUGGAGAUGCCGGAGGGCGCGUGGUCCUGCAGCGAUUGCAGGGCAGGGAAGAAACCUCACUACAAACAAAUUGUCUGGGUCAAACUAGGCAACUACAGGUGGUGGCCGGCAGAGAUCUGCAACCCUCGUUUGGUGCCAUCAAACAUUCAGAGUCUUCGGCACGAUAUCGGUGACUUCCCGGUCUUCUUCUUUGGCUCCCAUGACUACUAUUGGAUCAACCAAGGCCGUGUUUUCCCAUAUGUGGAGAAUGACAAGAAUUUUGUCACAGGACAGAUCAAUAUUAACAAAACCUUCAAGAAAGCUCUGGAAGAAGCAGCCCGGCGGUUUCAGGAGCUUAAGGCGCAGAGGGAGAGCAGGGAAGCUUUAGAACAGGAGCGCAAUUCUCGCAAACCACCACCGUACAAGUUCAUCAAGUCCAACAAGCCAGUGGGGAAAGUUCAGCUGCACGUGGCCGACUUGUCAGAAAUUCAGCGAUGCAACUGCAAGCCAACAGACGAGCAUCCCUGCAGCCCGGAGUCCCAAUGUCUCAACCGCAUGCUGCAGUAUGAGUGUCACCCACAGGUGUGCCCUACAGGAGACAGUUGUGAGAAUCAGUGUUUCUCCAAAAGGCUGUACGCAGAAACGGAAGUGUUAAAGACAGAGGGGUGUGGCUGGGGCCUCAGGACAAACCAGGCACUGAAGAAGGGUGACUUUGUGACCGAGUAUGUGGGCGAGGUGAUAGACUCAGAAGAGUGCCAGCAGCGAAUCAAACGUGCCCAUGAAAAUCACGUGACCAGCUUCUACAUGCUCACCCUCACCAAGGAUCGUGUAAUAGACGCUGGCCCAAAAGGAAACCUGUCUCGGUUUAUUAACCACAGCUGCAGCCCUAACUGUGAAACCCAGAAGUGGACUGUAAACGGUGACGUUCGCAUUGGAAUCUUCACCCUUUGUGAUAUUGAGGCGGGCACAGAGCUGACGUUUAACUACAACCUGCACUGUGUGGGCAACAGGAGAACGUCCUGUCACUGUGGAUCAGACAACUGUUCCGGAUUCCUUGGGGUCCAGCCAUCGAGCGCUGCAGUGAUGGAGAAAGAGGAGAAGGCCAGGAAUGCUAAGCUGAAGCAGAAGAAACGGAAGCUGCGGCCGGAGGGCAAACACACACACGAGUACUUCUGCUUCUGCUGCGGAGAAGGAGGAGAGCUGGUGAUGUGUGACAGGAAGGACUGUCCAAAAGCGUAUCACCUGCUCUGUCUCAACCUCACCAAACCCCCAUAUGGGCGCUGGGAAUGUCCGUGGCACGACUGCAGCGUUUGCGGCACCCCGGCCUCGUCUCUCUGUGACUUCUGCCCUCGCUCCUUCUGCCGGGAUCAUGACACGGGAGCACUCACCACCUCCUCGCUGGACGACCGCCUCUGUUGUUCCAGCCACAACCCACUCAGUCCCCUGGGCUCCAAAUCCAGCUCCACCCAACAACGCCGCUCCACUCAGAGCCCCGUCAGAGUCAAAGAGGAGCCGGAGACAGAGCCGGGCCAGCCAGCCACAGAGUGAUAAAACCCUUAAUACCUCAUUCCCUGCAAAGUGCGCUCCAAUCCACCUCUGAUCUGAAGCGGUGCGAUGCAACAGGGAAUACAAUGCUUUUUUUUUUUGUUUGUUUGUUUUUUUGACAUGUGCGAUGGCCACUAUUCAGAGCUAAGACACGCUGAUGAACACCUGAUGCUGUUUUGUGGCGACAGCAGGGGAAGUGACCAGGCAUCAUUGUGCAUUGUUUUCCCUCCUCUCUUGCCAUAAAACACCUCUACUUACACUCUGCAGCUCGUCUGUGCCCACCCAAGGGCCCGGGCCACCACCUAAAUAUGUUUUUUUUUCUUUUCUUUUUUUCUUUUUUUAGUUGUUACUACUAUAUUUGUCUUUCCUUUUUCUUUUUUACAGCAGUGAAAGUUCUAAGCAUUGUCACAUCUUCAGUUACUGGCACUUUGAAGAACUCACUGAGUGAGGUGGAGGAAGGGGCAGAGAGGAAGCAGAGGGAGGUGGGAAGCUGAACCUCAACACCACCUCCACGCUGCUCCUCUCCUUGUUUACCUGCUGUAAGCUGUGGUCUCACACACAGGCUAGGCUGGCUUUAGGAUGGAGAUGAGCCAGCUUUUCUCGUGAUCUGUCAUCCUAUUUAUCUCUCCUUCUUCUUAGAGAAAAGGAGCGGCGGGGGAAAUGACCAAUUUCGUGCAAUUUUUUUCCAGGACCACACUACAUUCCAACCUUCCUUAAACAUGGUUUUAAUAUACUUAUGGGUAUAGAUAAAUAUAAUUAUAUACAGUAUCUAUGUUUGUUAAUGUUUACAGACAGAUUCUCUCACUUCAUCUCAGUGAGUGGUGUAUUAUGUUUGUUUAGGUGUUGAACAUUACGCAGACCUCCUUGUGAAAAUAGUCCUAUUAAGGUGAAAUAUAAUGGUAUAUAGUGAAAUGGUAUGACAUUACAGAAGUUCUUGUGAUUUUCAUAUUGCCAGUCUCACUCGCCAUUGUGUACAUAAUUGGCUCACAAUAUUGUAAAGUACUAAAAGAUCAGGAGGGGGCGGAGCCUCGCCUCUCUGAUUGUUCUUGGAAGAAGGAAAAGCUCUUUUUCUUUUUGUUUUUUGGUUAAAUAAAAAAAAACCAAGACAAAUCCUUUUUAAAAAAAAAAAAAAAAAUUCUUUAAAGUUUAUGUUCUCACAUUUCCUCCGAUUAGUUCCUGUUAUUUGCAAACUUAGAUGGAGGGGCCCAGCUUGUGAUCACUGGUGCUGUCUUAAAGUAUUGUUAAUAAGCCUUAAGUUUGGUUUUUAGCUGUAGUCACUACUGCCCAGAUGCAGUCCAUUUCAUUUGUUUUGUUUUGUUUCGGCGUACUGUGACGGCUUUGUUUUGUUUUUGCCAAACUUUUUCUGAAAAGCACUUUCACACGGCUCAUUGCUACACACCUUAGCUAGGUCAUACGUAUACAGAAAUGUAUAUUAAAAGAACAUAUGACAAGUGUUUCAAAAUGGAUACCUCUUCUUGUAUUAUUGGAAUUUAAACUGUGUUGUAACUUUUUUGCC
Molecule: messenger RNA, 6625 nt
Organism: Archocentrus centrarchus (flier cichlid)
Lineage: Eukaryota; Metazoa; Chordata; Actinopteri; Cichliformes; Cichlidae
Gene: nsd3
Product: nuclear receptor binding SET domain protein 3
Exons: 25
Cellular component (GO): nucleus
Molecular function (GO): histone methyltransferase activity; protein binding
Source: RefSeq, a predicted model, not a curated record